GUCCACACCCCCUCCUCACACGCAUCUCGCUGGGCGGAACUCUCGGGUCAGGAACAGUCCCAGUCACCUCCGGGCAGGGCGGUGGGGACGGGGACGGGGCGAGUCCAACUUGCCGUGGCCUCCUGAAACCCGAGCGUGGCGCGGCACGGGGCGAUGUGUGCGUGCGGGACCCUCUGCUGCCUGGCGCUGCUGUGCGCGGCCAGCCUGGGUCAGCGCCCCACCGGGGGUCCCGGGUGCGGCCCUGGGCGCCUCCUGCUCGGGACGGGAAGGGACGCACGCUGCUGUCGCGUUCACCCCACGCGCUGCUACCGCGAUUGCCAGGGCGAGGAGUGCUGUUCCGAGUGGGACUGCGUGUGUGUCCAGCCUGAAUUCCACUGCGGAGACCCUUGCUGCACGACCUGCCAGCACCACCCUUGCCCCUCAGGCCAGGGGGUGCAGCCUCAGGGGAAAUUCAGUUUUGGCUUCAGGUGUGUCGACUGUGCCUUGGGGACCUUCUCCAGGGGCCACGACGGCCACUGCAAACCUUGGACAGACUGCACCCAGUUUGGGUUUCUCACCGUGUUCCCUGGAAACAAGACCCACAAUGCUGUGUGCGUCCCAGGGUCCCCGCCGGCAGAGCCGCCUGGGUGGCUGACCAUCGUCCUCCUGGCCGUGGCCGCCUGCGUCCUCCUCCUAACCUCGGCCCAGCUUGGACUGCACAUCUGGCAGCUGAGGAGUCAGCCCAUGGGGCCCCGAGAGACCCAGCUACUGCUGGAGGUGCCGCCGUCGACCGAAGACGCCAGCAGCUGCCAGUUCCCUGAGGAGGAGCGGGGCGAGCGGCUGGCAGAGGAGAAGGGGCGGCUGGGAGACCUGUGGGUGUGAGCCUAGCCGUCCUCCUGGGCCACCGACUGCAGCCAGUCCCUCCCUAGGGGCUCCCCGGGCUCCGAAUUCUGCUCUGGGCCGGGCCCGGCUCCCCUGGCAGCAGAAGUGGGUGCAGGAAGGUGGCAGUGAGCAGCGCCCUGGACCAUGCAGGUCGGCGGCCACAGCUGGGCCCUGCAGGAGUGAGAGACAGACACAGCCAUGGCCCCCUUCCUCCCUUACGGCACUGCUGGGGUGGGGUCUUAGGACGGGAGGCUGUGCCCGCGGGUGUGCAGUGCCCAGGACGGGACCUGGCUGCUUGGGGCCGUCAAUAAACACUUGUCCAGUGA
Molecule: messenger RNA, 1187 nt
Organism: Mandrillus leucophaeus (drill)
Lineage: Eukaryota; Metazoa; Chordata; Mammalia; Primates; Cercopithecidae
Gene: TNFRSF18
Product: tumor necrosis factor receptor superfamily, member 18
Exons: 5
Coding region: 154-861 (235 amino acids)
Biological process (GO): negative regulation of apoptotic process; positive regulation of cell adhesion
Cellular component (GO): plasma membrane; external side of plasma membrane
Molecular function (GO): tumor necrosis factor receptor activity
Source: RefSeq, a predicted model, not a curated record